AUGGCUGCCGCUACCGCAACAACAACAAAGGCGAAGUCGGCCUCCAAGGCCGGCGCCAAUGCCAACACCAAGCAAAAGGCACAGAUGCAUCGCCGUUCAAGGACAGGGUGCUACACAUGCAGGCUCAGGCGGAAAAAGUGCGACGAGGGCUCGCCCAUGUGCACGGCUUGCAAGCAUCUCGGUCUAGCAUGCGAAUACAAGAGGCCGAUGUGGUGGAGCAACAACGACAUGAGGAGGAAGCACAAGGAGGACAUCAAGAUGAUCAUCAAGCGCAAGAAGCUGUCGGAGAAGUCAACACACACGCACACGAUCCAGACCGCCGUCGGCUCACCACCGGGCCUUUCGCACUCGCUCCCGACAUCGGCAACCUUCUCGGAUCCCCUGGACCGCGCGCGAUCGGGCUCGAUCGACUCGCAUUUCGGCUACAACUUCAACAGCCCGCAGAGCUCGCACGAGUACGGGCCCUUCACACCACAAAUGCACCCCGACUUCAUGUUUUCGCCAUACUCGCCCUACGAGAUCGAUGUCAAGACAGAAAGGCAGAUGUUCAUCAACGAUGUGCCGACGCUGCGCGAAUCGACGACCUCGACUUUCAGCACCUACGCCACUCCUCCGCCACCGGGCACCGUUCUACCCCAAUUCCCUCUGGAAGGCGAAUGGACGGAGCAGGUGUACUCGGAGCGGAGGGAGUCGCUCACCGAGGAGACGCUCAAUGUGAACUUCUUCGACUUCUCCCACGGGCCAUCGACCGCCUCAAGGCAAGUAGCAAUCGAGCUCGACGAGGGCGACCAGAGGUUGCUUGAUCACUUCAUCCAAUUCGUCCUCCCGGCCAUCUUCCCGAUCCUCGAGUCGAACCAGCACGGGUCAGUCAGCUCGGACCUCAUCCUCCCAGCGUUGCAAAACAACAAGGGCUAUCUGCACUGCUGCUUGAGCAUCGCGGCGCAGCACUACAAGGCGGCCAUGAGCCUGCAGGGCGAAGAGAUCGACGGCGACAUCAUGCGCCACCGGUACGCGACCAUCUCGUCGCUGUGCGACGCGCUCAACCGGGACGAGAACCACCAGCAGAUCCUCGAGGCCGCGCUCGGCCUCAUCUUCUUCCAGUGCGGCGUUGGCCGCUUUGAUGACUCGCUCCCCGACAUCCCGUGGCACCAGCACUUCCAGGCUGUCGAGUCGCUCGUCCUGAAGCUCGACCUCCCGCGCAUCGUGUCGGACCCCAACGCGCCCCUGGCACAGACGCCCUUCAACAUGACACUCACGGCGUGGAUCGACAUCCUCGGCGCGACGAUGCAAGGCCGCGCCCCCAUCUUCGCGCACACCUACCGCGAGAAGCACCUGUCCCCGACCAACCCAUCCCUCGGGCUCCGCGAGCUCAUGGGGUGCGAGGACCGGGUCAUGUACCUCAUCUCGGAGAUCGCCUGCCUGGAGGCGCUCAAGCAGAACGGCAUGGACAACAUCACGCUCUGCCAGCACGUGCACGUGCUCGGUGACCAGAUCGGCCUGACCGAGAUGGGCGAGGAGGCGCCCGUGCUGCCCUUCAACGCCAACGGCUCGCUCAGCCCCAAGCAGCUCAGCAAGAACAUCACGGCGGCCUUCCGCCUCGCCGCGCGCAUCUACCUCUGCAGCCUGGUGCCCGGCUUCUCGCCCACGCAGGCCAGCUGCAUGGGCCUGGUCGAGAAGCUCACGGGGGUGCUCCACCACAUCCCCUCGGGCACCAACGGCUUCGACCGCUCGCUCGCGUGGGUGUACCUCAUCGGCGGCUCGGCCAGCCUGGCGGGGUCGUCGUUCCGCGCCUUCUUCGAGGACCGCGUCGCGCAGCUCGGCGAGCUCGCCAACUUUGGCAGCUUCGGCCGCGUCACCUGCCUGCUCCGCGAGGUCUGGCUCCAGAACGACGUCGUCGCCGCCGCCGCCCCCCAGCAACCGGUCGGCUCUUCCUCGCCCGCGGCGGCCGCCGCCGACGGGAGGCCCCCACAGUUCAUCCACUGGCGGGAUGUCAUGCAGAUGAAAGGUUGGGAUUACCUGCUCGUUUAA
This is a messenger RNA of Chaetomium globosum CBS 148.51, 2028 nucleotides long. RefSeq lists its product as uncharacterized. Gene Ontology annotation, molecular function: transcription cis-regulatory region binding; DNA-binding transcription factor activity, RNA polymerase II-specific; zinc ion binding. The transcript has 3 exons. Bases 1 to 2028 code for a protein of 675 amino acids. Gene Ontology annotation, biological process: positive regulation of transcription by RNA polymerase II. Gene Ontology annotation, cellular component: nucleus. Lineage: Eukaryota; Fungi; Ascomycota; Sordariomycetes; Sordariales; Chaetomiaceae. The record is from RefSeq and is a predicted model, not a curated record.